Molecule: messenger RNA, 378 nt
Organism: Necator americanus (New World hookworm)
Lineage: Eukaryota; Metazoa; Nematoda; Chromadorea; Rhabditida; Ancylostomatidae
Exons: 3
Coding region: 1-378 (125 amino acids)
Cellular component (GO): cell surface
Source: RefSeq, a predicted model, not a curated record
AUGUUUGCUGCAAUUCCAUUUGUUUUUGCUCUGGUUGUAAGUGUUGGCGCAUAUGAAGUUACAAUAAGAGGAUUUUUCAUGUGUGAUAGAGAUAAUCAAACGCCGAUAUUUGUCGAACUAAUGACACUCAACGCAUUCAAAGACGAUCAACUGAGCUGGGUGAACACUCCAGUGUACAAAACGUUUGUUAUCAAAGGAAAGAAGGAUGACUUUUUCGGAUUUAAGCCGUACCUGAAGGUUAUGCAUAGAUGUCGUGGUUUCGAUGAAACAAUCUACGUGAAUCUCCCGCGCCAAAGAAAAGACGCCUUCAUCGAUCUUGGAAUGGUAGAUCUGGAUGAUCCAGAGACUAGAGAUUCCGUUAAUUCGAAGUAUCUUUGA